Musca vetustissima is the source of this 4419-nucleotide messenger RNA. RefSeq names its product filamin-C-like. Bases 1 to 4419 code for a protein of 1472 amino acids. Gene Ontology annotation, molecular function: actin filament binding. The record is from RefSeq and is a predicted model, not a curated record. The transcript is spliced from 7 exons. NCBI's taxonomy places the organism in Eukaryota, Metazoa, Arthropoda, Insecta, Diptera, Muscidae. Gene Ontology annotation, biological process: actin cytoskeleton organization.
AUGAAUAAUGUUAAUGGACCCGCUGGACAAUCUGUGCCCGCACAGGUCCAUCAGUCAGCAGAGGGUGUCUUCAAGGCAGAAUUUGUACCACGUGUCGUUGGCGAACAUCGUGUCCAUGUCACAGUCUGUGGUAUGGCAACGGCUGGUAGUCCAUAUGCAGCUAAGGUUUACGAUGUUAAUGCCAUCAAGGUGAAAAAUGUCAGCAAUGGUACUGUGGGUAAACCAGUCACAUUCCUCGUCGAGACAUCACAAGCUGGUCCCGGUAACCUAGAAGUUACCGUGAAUGGUGGCCGUGUACCAACAUCGGCACAAGCACAAGGACAACAUACCUACGCAAUAAGCUUCACACCACGUGAAGCACAAAAUCAUACCGUCGAAUUGCGUUUCAAUUCUCAAGAUGUACCCGGAUCUCCGUUCACUUGUCGUGUUUCGGCAGCUGCUCGCAUACAAUCACCCGAGACAAUGGAUAAAGUUAGUGUGGGUCGUAUGUUUGAAUUCGUUGUGGAAUCCGAUACUAAACCCACAGUUGAAGUUUUGGGUCCAGCUAGACGUAGUGUACCCGUUAUGAUUGAUCCCAUCCAUGUGGGUUAUAAUGUGAAAUUUGAACCUGUUGAAGUGGGAGAUCACUCUGUGGAGGUAAGACUACCAGGUGGUGGUCAUGUUGAAGGCAGUCCAUUUUUGUUGAAGGCCUAUUCGGCGGAGAAAGUUGUUGUCACCGACAUCCGACCCGGUGUUGUGGGUAAAAGUGUUAGCUUUGGCAUCAAUGCUAGCCAAGCUGGAGCUGGCAACUUGGAGAUUAUUGUUGCGGUCAAUGGUAAAAAUGUUCCCAAUUUUGUACAAUCGGAAGGCAAUGCACGUUUCAAGGUGAAUUUUAAACCCACCGAAGCUGCAGCUCAUAGUUUGUCAGUGCGUUUUAAUGGCCAUCCAGUGCCUGGAUCUCCAUUUACAUGUCACAUUGGCUCGGCUCCUAUUAGUUUGCCGAGGGCUAUUGCCACGGGUGAGGCAUUGAAACAGGCCGCCAUUAGAGUGGAUAAUACAUUUGAUUUGGAUGGGUUUGAGGGUAUUGAGCCGCAGGUGUUUGUUACCUCUCCCUCAGGAGAUAAUGUACCGGCACAUGUUCAACAUCAAGGCGGAGAUUCUUAUUCGGCGACAUUCCGUCCAAAUGUUGUGGGACGUCAUUUGAUUAGUGUUACCGCUUCGGAUCAACAUAUUAAUGGUUCUCCGUUUUCAUGCAAUGUCUUCGAUGUCUCUCGGGUCACCAUCAGCGGUUUGGAGCAACAAUAUGGUCCCGCUGCAUUGGGUAUACCGGUGACCUUCAGUGUUGAUGCUGCUGGUGCCGGUGAGGGUACUUUGGAAUUGGUGGUUUCUACCGAUACCAGCACCGUGAAGGCUGAAGUUGUGGCAUGUGCCCGUGGCCUAUAUGAUGUGACCUUUGUACCACAAUCCACAGAACCGCAUUAUGUCAACAUAACAUUCAAUGAAAUGCCAGUUGAUGGCAGUCCCUUCCAGGUGGAUAUACAACAAACCGCCCAGACCAUACAAAUUGGUAGCUUGGCCAUGAUUGAUUUUCCAUCGGAUGAUCAAAUUGCUGAAAUUAUGGGUCCCGAUCAUAAACCUGUUCCCUACACCAUCAAUAGACAGACGGCAGAAUUCCGCACACAUAUGACGGGUAAUUAUUUGAUUCGCUUUAUUGACCGUGAAACAAGGCAGCAUGUUGGCACCCGUACCCUUACCGUUUUCGAUCCGUCAUUAGUGAAAAUUACCGAAGUUGGUGAGGCUUUGUGUCAUCGGCCGGCCAGCAUAUCGGUGUCGCUUAACGAGGCUGGCCAGGGUGAUUUGUCGGCCUAUGUGAAGUGUGGUGCUACCGAGGUUCCUCAUACCAUACGAGGACCCAGCAAGAAUGGUGUCUAUGAAAUUGUCUAUCAUCCUACGCGGGUGGCUCCCCAUAAGAUUACUAUACUCUUUAAUGAUGUUCCAAUAUCCCUAAAACCCUUGGAGAUAAAUGUGUUGCCUGCUGGUGUCGGCAAGGAGAUUAGCGUUAGCGGACUUGGCUUAUAUCAAGCUAGAGUUGGAAAGACCACGUCCUUUGCCAUUGAUACCAUUAAGCGGCCAGCAAGAGAAUUUGAUGUGGUCGUAUCGGGUCCUGGUGGACAAGCUCUUCCCGUGCGUUGUUAUCAAACCAAGAGUGGCCAUUUGCAGGCUGAAUUUACCAUAAAUAAACCCGGACAAUGUAUUAUUGAGGUUCUUCAUCAAUCCAAACCCCUACCCGGCAGUCCUUUCACCUGUGAAGCCUUCGACACAUCCAAAGUUUCCGUUCAAGGUAUUCCAAAAGCACCCAUGGCUCUACACAGUCCCAUUGCAUUUACGGUACGUACCGAAAAUGCUGGUUUGGCAGAAUUAGAAGCUUUUGCUGUGUCUCCGACAAAUCAAAAUGUUCCGGUUCAUAUUAAUGAACAAUCGGAGGGUAUAUAUAGCGUUGAGUUUAUACCCACACAACCGGGUACUUAUAAGCUGACACUGAUGUAUGGUGGAGAAACUUUGCCCGGUUCUCCGUAUACAUUUACCGCCUCGACAAAUGGUGCUAAGACCGAUACACGGGCGGCCGGUAAUGGCCUGGAAGUUUGUCAUCGCAACAAGGAGGCCUCUUUCAUUGUCUAUUGUCCCGUACAACCGAAUGUUCAAAUUGAACGUUCCGAUGAGUUUGGCGAACGUAUUGAACCCAAGAUCAAGCCGUUGGGAAAUAAUGAAUGGCGUAUUUCCUAUACCAUUCUGUCGGUGGGUCGUUACGAAAUUCGUGCCAGUUGUCCAAAUCGUGGUAAUUUACCCGGUUCUCCAUGGCACAUCUCAUGUGUGGAAUCCAGCAAAGUUACUCCCGUUGGAGGUUGGGGUACUCUGCUGGAUCAUGAAGGUCGUUUGAUAUUACCGGCUCGUAUAGUGUUCGAUGUUGAAAAUGCUGGACCCGGUGAGCUGAAUUGCACAAUUGAUGGUGUUGAAAUUCCCGUUGACAAACUGCCCGAUGGCAAGCUACGUUUGUACAUAAGUGGUGAUAAUAUGACACCCGGCGAGCAUGAUUUGGAAUUGACAUGGAGUGGCCUAACCAUAGUACAAUGCCCACGCAGUGCAUUUGUUACUGGACAACAAGCGGCCGAUAAAGUUGUUCUCACCGGUAGAGGUUUGGCUGCUGCUCAAGCUGGGGAGGCUGCUCAUUUCACAAUCGAUGCCACAGAUGCACCAGCCGGCAGACCAGAAGUUAUUCUCGUACAUCAAGAUAACACAUCGGUGCCGGUGAGUUUGGCUCAGCCCAGACCAAAUGAAGCCAUUUGGAUGGCCUCCUACACACCACAGAAAUCAUCAUCCGGCCCUCUCACACUAUCUGUUAAAUGGAAUGGCCGUUUGGUUAAAGGUUGUCCUCUCACCGUGGCAGUUGGUUCUUCUAUGGACGCCUCAAAGGUCAUCUGUUCCGGUGAAGGUCUACGACAUGGUAUUGUUGGUAAAGACAUUAAAUCAUGGAUUGAUACACGUCGUGCUGGUCCUGGUGAAUUAACGGCACACUGUGCUGGACCCCGCAAGGUGGCCUAUUGUGAACUAUACGAUCAUGGUGAUGCUACAUUUACAUUAAAUAUUAAACCCCAAGAACCUGGACGUCAUGUUCUCACAAUUAAAUAUGGUGGACAAAAUGUCCCAGGGUCGCCAUUUGCUCUUAAAGUGGCUGGAGCUCCCGAUGCAAGCAAGGUACGUGUCUAUGGCCCUGGAAUUGAACAUGGUGUUCUGGCAACCUUCCAAUCCCGUUUCAUUUGCGAUACCCGUGGUGCUGGUGCUGGCCAAUUGACAGUGCGUGUACGUGGCCCUAAGGGCGCAUUCCGCGUGGAAAUGCAAAGAGAAUCACAAAAGGAUCGAACAAUAUUGUGCAAGUAUGAUCCCACCGAACCCGGUGACUAUCGCGUAGAAGUGAAAUGGGCCGGCGAAUUUGUACCCGGAUCACCGUUCCCCGUUAUGAUAUUCGACACCGAAGAGGAGUUACGAAGCAUCAGCACUAUAAUAUUGCCAAACCCUGCCCUCAAUCUCCCGCAACAUCAUCUACAACAACAGCAACAACAACAUCAUCACAAUCAAUCAGCCCACCAUCAACAAGCAUCAAAUGCAGCCACACCAAUUUUGCCACUAUUUUCACAUCACCAGCAGACGCUGCUGCGUCUAUCGCCGUUAUAUUUAAAUGGUAACGGCUUAGGCGGUUAUCUGAGUAGCGUUGGUGGUGGCGGCGGCAGUAGCGGAAUUGCCGUCUGUUUCGGUGAUAAUAGUAGUCGCGCUGCCAGCCAACAGUAUCUAAGUAAUCCGGAUUUGACCUAUGACAUUGGUGGCUCACGUUCUUGUCUGAAUCGCAGUCGAUGUCGACAAGAGACGAGUUGUACCAUACUUUGA